Laccaria bicolor S238N-H82 is the source of this 2544-nucleotide messenger RNA. RefSeq lists its product as uncharacterized. NCBI's taxonomy places the organism in Eukaryota, Fungi, Basidiomycota, Agaricomycetes, Agaricales, Hydnangiaceae. The record is from RefSeq and is a predicted model, not a curated record. The transcript has 17 exons. The coding region runs from base 1 to 2544 and encodes 847 amino acids. Gene Ontology annotation, biological process: DNA-templated transcription; regulation of DNA-templated transcription. Gene Ontology annotation, molecular function: DNA binding; zinc ion binding; DNA-binding transcription factor activity, RNA polymerase II-specific.
AUGGCCACCUAUACCCAACGCGACGAAUCUAGCUCAUUGGUAGCAAGACAUAAACGAAGGGGUGUCGCCCUUUCUUGUGCCGAAUGUCGGAGGUUAAAACUCAAAUGCAGUCGCGUCUUUCCUUGCAGCAAUUGCGUCAAGAAAGGCUGCUCGGCCAUAUGUCCUGAUAAUUCCCUCACAACUGGCAAAGGCAAUAGAUUUGUGCUUGCAAACACUGAGGUUCUCCACGAAAAGAUCAACAUUCUUUCCAACCGCGUGCGACAUCUGGAAGACGCACUUUCUCAAUCACACGCACUGCAUUCGAACCACAUCCAUCCUUUACUGACAGAGGAGCUUCUCCAAAUAAAACGGCCUCUAGAACGUGAACGAACAGACCAGCCCAGUACCACGGACGAGAAGUCUGAACCAGGCGAAACUAUCGACGCACUAGGUUCUUUGUCUAUCUCCAACGGCGGCAAGGCUAGUUUUUACGGGCCAGCGGCAAGUUCAUGGCACCUCCUCCAGAAUGAGGUUACGUCAGACAGUGAAGAAGAGAUCCUCUCCCCACCCGAGCAAUCACCAAUGCCGAUCGACGUCCCGUGGCUCAGUUACGCUUUCCCCUUUACCUCCGCCGUCAACAAGACUGCAGAAGGAGUCCAGGGAUCGAUCGUCAGUCUGCUCCCACCAGCCGCUCUUGCCAGAAAACUUUGUGACAUCUAUUACCGCCACGCGGCCUGGAUGUACACACCAAUAUCACAGCAGGAUUUUUCCGACACCGUUUUUCGGCCGGUUUAUGAUGAAGAAAGCGUCCCUGAGACGGUGGAUUCACACAGCCUCGCUAUCCUCUUUAUGGUCCUUGCGCUCGGGGCACUUUUGGACCUUGAAACGCCCGCCCACAACCCGGAAGCAAUACAUUAUUACCAGCUUGCACGAGCGGCCUUGGCGCUGAAAUCUGUUCUCGAUGAUCAGACAAUUCCCGCUAUCCAGGCAUUACUUCUCAUGUGCCAUUUUAUGUUUUUGUCUGAUAUGGGUGGGCCCAGAUGGGUGACCAUGGGAAUAAUCGUGAAAUUGGCACAUAGUAUCGGGCUUCACCGCGACAGCGGAAAAUGGAAAUUGGAUGUCCAAGAGACCCAAAAACGACGGGAGCUGUUUUACGAGCUCCUCACCUAUGACUCUUGGCAGAGCUUAACAUUCGGGCGGCCGCCGUCAUUGUCCUCAGCGCAUAUUGAUAGCAGUCUACCGCAUCCAAUGUCAACUACUGCAUCUGGAGAAGUUGAGAUGAGCUUCGCGGCCUGGAAACACAGGUUCUCGUCUCAGUGUUUAAGCGUCGUACACGAUCAAGCUUUUGGCUCGCGAACACCAAAUUACAAGGUUAUCCAAGAGCUGGACAAAAAGGUCCGAACUUGGUACAUCCCACCUAGCCUGCAAGUCCCCGGCUUUGGAAACACCAAGAUGGGCGUAGAUGUGGAGCAGCCUUCUGUUGAACUUACCAUGCAGCGAUACAUUGCCUUUGCCAUCAAGGAGAUCAGUAAGCCUUUGCUUCAUGGAGUUAUCUUAUCGGAUCUGCUUCUAAAUUUGUCUUUUUUGUCAGCUCUGUUCUAUAUGCAUCGUGGUUUCUUCGCCCAAGCGCUAGAAGACAAUCCCGGUGAUCCUAUGGGAAGCAAAUACUCACAAUCGGUGUUGGCGGCAUAUACAAGCGCCACUUCGUUCGUCGGCUUGAUUGAGAGUUUAUUCAAGCAACAUCCUGCGUUGACUGAACGGAUGUGGUUCUUGUUUACACACGUAUUUUCAUGUGCUAUUGUCCUCGGUUCGAUAGCUGUGAAGUCGGGUAUGGCUCUGGCACCAUCCGCGCUUUCACAUCUGGAUUCUGCUUACAACCUCUUUGCUCGAGUUUCUGACCAUACCAGAACAGGAAAGAUUUUGCCUAUUCUGCAGAAACUAAGAGAGCGUGCACGUUCGACACUCUCGAGCGCUCAUCAAUCUCUCCCAUCCGAGACGGCAACGCGGCUAUCAUUCUUUGGCCCCAAGGUCAAAAGCGAGGUUGACGAACUUUCGGCUUUGGGAGGCAUGACGAGGCUGGUUGCCCGACGAUCGCCUUCUUCACCAUUAUAUACGGCGCCCAGCCCCAACCCCCGGAACUCACGCACGCCUCCUCCUUUGAAGGAGUCAAACUCAUACCCCGCUCCGCCAGUGGAUAAUACAAACUCAUGGCAGAAUUAUACCCACAUCCAGAACUUUAACGUCAAUAUCAACGUUGGCGACCCAUAUGCGUCGGCAUACCCUGUCACAACGCCGACGCCGCAGCAUCAGGACAUGCCGCUCAUAUACCCCCAUCAUCAACUGCAGUCACAGACACAACAACAGCAUCAGUAUCACCACCAGCAAGGAGGAGGCCUACCUUUGGAGGUUACAGGCCCAGAAUAUUAUGGAUACGCCUUGUCGAACGGAUAUCCGACAUCUAGCAUGCACCACCAGAUGAUAUCGUCACCAGAGGUUACGACGCCCCCUCAUGACCUUCAUGAUUCAUGGCACAAUUUUAUGGCCCAAUAUGGCAAACAAAUGUAG